UCAAGCUUCAAUAUCGUCGAAGCUUCCUCCACCCCCACCGCUUCUCCAACUAACCCAUCUUCUCUCUAACUCCCCUCUACCGCACCGAGCGAUAAUCUUGAUUCUUGCCAUGUGAACCCCUAACCUUAGUUCAACCAACGGAGUUCUCCCCAUGACGAGAUUCCAGCUCCACCUUGGCUUCCUUUUCUCUUCGCCUCUCUCACGCCGCGCCCCCGUGGAUGUGGUUGAGGACGAAGACAUCGAGACCGAGAGCGAGGGCGAGAGCGAGUGUGGCGACGAUCUAAUAUCAUCCCCGACGAUCAUAAAACCCACGGAGAAGAGAAAUAGAGAACGACAGGAACGCCAGUUCUCCAUAGGGGCGAUGGCGACGGCGGCGUUGCGGAGGUCUGCUGCGAUUUGUAGCGUUGGAACCGGCGAGGUAGGGGCUGGCACUUGCAUGGACAUCGGCUGGCCUUCAGAUGUUCAACACAUCUCCCAUGUGACUUUCGAUAGGUUCGAUGGGUUUCUUGGUUUGCCUGUGGAGUUCCAGCUCCAUAUCCCUUGCAAAGCUCCCAGCGCCAGUGCCACAGUUUUUGGAGUCUCUGCUGAAUCUAUGAAAUGUUCAUAUGAUAGUAGAGGAAACAGUGUGCCAACUAUUUUACUGUCCAUGCAACGGUACCUGUAUUCACAAGGCGGCCUUAAAGUAGAAGGAAUAUUUAGAAUUAAUGCAGAAAAUGGGCUAGAAAUGCUUGCCAGAGAGGAACUAAACAAAGGUAUUGUGCCACAUGGAGUUGAUCUACACUGUUUAGCUGGUUUGAUUAAGGCAUGGUUUAGAGAACUACCAAAUGGGAUUCUAGACUCCCUCCCACCAGAACUGGUGAUGCAUUGCAAUGCCAAAGGAGAGUGCUCCCAGCUCAUUGAGAUGCUGCCGCUUACCGAAGCGGCAUUGCUUCACUGGGUUGUCAAUUUGAUGGCUGACGUUGUGGAGCACGAACAAUACAACAAGAUGAAUGCUCGAAACAUAGCCACGGUUUUUGCUCCUAACAUGACUCAGAUAACUGAUCCUUUAACAGCAUUGAUCCAUGCUGUUCAAGUGAUGAACUUUCUCAAUACAUUAAUCAUGAAAAUCCUCCAUGAAAGACAGCAGUCAGCUGCCGAAGCUCCAGAGUUGCAUUCUAACCCUAAAUCUCACCGGAAUGAUGACGGCCUUGAUUUCUCGGAGGAUUCUUACGUGGGUUUGAAUGGCGAAAUUGGUAGUUUAGAUGCCUCGGAAAGUGAUGCUGAUGCAAGCUUCCGGAGCUUUGAAAAGAGGAGUGAAGUUGACGAAUGUGAAUUCAUUUCUGGAAGGCCUUCACCAACUUCAAGCGAUUCAGAUGAAUCUAAAAGCGGAUAUGCCAAAGGUUUCUUAAAUCAACUGAGCCUUAGGAAAGGAAUGCAGAAGCUUUGCAGGCAUUCUGUGUUCUUGUUGAGCAGAUCCACGAAGAAGACGGGUGAAUUGGCUGUUUGAUUUCUGCAUAAUGCCAAUAAGGAUUAAUUGUAGGGGCUUGAUCUUGGUAUGAUGUUUGGUACAUCAUGUUUGUAAUUAAUGAUAUCAUUUGCGUGCUAACCAUGUGAAUGAAAAAUGUCAAAAAUAAAAAAAAAUAAAGGGUGAUUGUACAGUGAUUUCAGUUAUUUUUUAGGUUUUAGUGAUCUUAAAUUUAACGGUGAUUUCGAAAGAAUUAUUGUGGUUGCUACAU
Messenger RNA from Phalaenopsis equestris, 1715 nucleotides. Its product is annotated as rho GTPase-activating protein 5-like. The coding region runs from base 152 to 1486 and encodes 444 amino acids. The record is from RefSeq and is a predicted model, not a curated record. Gene Ontology annotation, biological process: signal transduction. Lineage: Eukaryota; Viridiplantae; Streptophyta; Magnoliopsida; Asparagales; Orchidaceae. Gene Ontology annotation, molecular function: GTPase activator activity. The transcript has 5 exons.